Molecule: messenger RNA, 3555 nt
Organism: Labrus bergylta (ballan wrasse)
Lineage: Eukaryota; Metazoa; Chordata; Actinopteri; Labriformes; Labridae
Source: RefSeq, a predicted model, not a curated record
GUUCCUGUUAGGAUUAAGCUAAGCACCAUUCAAGAGGCACUCAGAGAGAAGAAGCGAGGAGCGUGAGAACAACCUGAUCCAGCGGAGUCUGUGAAAGAUGAGAGAUGCACCGGGAAAAGGGGCACUGACAGGGGUGGAAGAGUAAGACAUGUGCAGGGAGCAGCUAUCGACAAGAGAGACGCUGAGAUAAGACAUAUCUCGUUUGCAUCCAAGUGAAUCGAGCUGAAGUGAGAAUAAUUUGACUUUUGCAGUGAAGCGUCUAGAGACAUGCGCACGAACGCGCCAUUCUAAAAUGAACCAACUUUUACGCACGGACCUUUGGAGAUGCGGGCUUUAUCUAAGGAGGAAUUUCCUGCAAUUUAUAAACGGGAGCUCCUUAUCUGGGAACUGUUAACUGGAAUUUGGAAGGUCUUUCAUUGUAUUUCUUUUCUAAAUCUCACAUUUGGAGACAUUUUUGGAAUCUUAGUGGAGGCUUUGAGGUACCCUUCUAACAUGCAGAAUGAUACAAUAUAAAGUAAGUGUUUGCCCAUAGCCUUCGUAUCGUAAGACCUUGCAUUACGCACCUGUCCCACCAGCCUUGACGUCUCAUUCUAUGAGUUUUCAAAACAGCGGCAUGGAAAGAGUCAGACGUCUAGCCUGCUUGUGAGUCAGCCUUGUGAGCAAACAUUAAGACGCGCUACGCUUAAUAGCAGUGACACAUUUGAGGAUAUUUACCAGUGGCAGCCUUGCACCAGUGCACAGCACACGACCCCGAGACGAGGCUCGGCACAGACGGGGAGAAUUGGACGCCGAGGUGCUAAAUGCCCAGCCGGUCGCUUGCGGCUCCUCAGGCUGGGCGGCGACAUGAGGUCCUGGGUCCUGCUGCUGCUGCUGGCUGCGCUCUCAGCGGCCCGUCUGCGGCUCGGCAGCGCUGAGGGUGAUCCUCUCCCGACGUCGCUGGUCGACUUGGUGAGGAACUCUCCUAUCUCCUCUGUGGACGACCUGAAGCUUCUACUGCAGCGGGAGACCAAUAUAAUAGAGGAAGAAGACGAGCAUGAUAUACCCUCCAACCACACCCAUGGACGUUACACAAGAAGUCUGGUGGAGGCGCCGAUGGCCCAGCAGGCUGCGUGUAAAGUUCGUACAGAGGUGAUGGAGGUGACAAGGUCCAUGCUAGAUCGCCGCAACGCCAACUUCAUAUUGUGGCCACCCUGCGUGGAGGUGCAGCGAUGUUCUGGAUGCUGCAACACCAGGGUACUGCAGUGUGUCCCCAUAGUCACUUCCAGCAGAUACUACAGGUACACAGAAAUCCAGUACAUAAACAGGAAACCCCACUACGACAAAGCCAUCAUCUCAGUGGAUGACCACGUUACCUGCCGGUGCCAAGCUCCUUCAUCUUCCUCAUCCUCUUCAUCCUCAUCUUCUGUUUCGAUUCCUCGGCCUCCUAUUUUAAGCAACCCCAACCCACCUCCACCACAGCAGCCUCCCCAGUCCUCCCACCUCCUGCGGCCUGUUAACCCUUCUCCUCCAAAGACUCAUUCUUCUAAGGCCGACCUUCAUCGCCAUGAUGACCUGAAGCACAACCAGCAGCACUACAAUCCUGAGGAGCGAGAUCCAGUGGCGAGGCAGUGGCAGCAGGGCAGUUACACCCAGCUGGUUCACUGGACACAACCCAGGGUGAACCAAAUGCCAACGCACUUGCAGCCAGGGGUGCACCAACCAAUCGUUGGGGUGCUCGCGCCAGUAAGCAGCUGGCCAUCUGAAGCCAGGGCAGAGCAUAGCAUCAUGGGAAGUACACAAUCUAUCGGGCACGGCAGCGGGUUUGACGGAGGCAAGGAGGAAAGUGGCGCACAAGUAGCAAACAGCGGAGGGGAGGUUCAUCAUUCAGAUCACAUGCAAAGACAGCAACAGUUGUUGCAGCAUCAGCAACGACAGCAGCAGCUUCAGCAACAAUAUCAGUAUCAUCAACAGCCGCAUUAUCCAACACAGUUCAACCCUGCAGCAGCACAGGAGCAAGAGUUGAGGACACAAUAUCGACUAAACGCUCCACAAUCAGACAGCGCCUCUCCACCUGCCCCCCCAACCACACUGCCCACAUUAGAUUUUAACCCCACCUUUCCUCUCACCACCAAUCAGAAAGACUCAGUGUCCACCCAAAAAAUUACAACAGAGGUCACAAAUCACAAACAGACUGAGACUGCAACGGCCAGUCAGAAAGAAGGGAAUGAGAGGGAGGAGAGUGGGUCAGCAAACAGUGGGGCCGGGGUAGAGCUGGCAAAUCAGGGGAAGACAAAAGACUCAAAAGUUAUCAGUGGGUAUGGUCAUUUGACAGAGGAGGAGAGGAGGCGACUCACUCUGGAGACUAUACAGAGGGAGUUGGAACGAGAGACUCAUCUUCAUCCUCAUCAUCCUCAGCAAAGUCCAAAACCGACCACAUUUAAAACAGUGCUCUCCACAGUGUCUCCUGUCAUGUCUUCAGCACGGCAGACCCCGUUCCGACCAGCCUCGCCUCGCCGCAGGAGGAGGAAACACCGCAAACGCAUUAGCAAGUCAGCCAUCAGAGCCAUGAUCAUGUAGAGCUGCAGGAAAUGGUCAAGCUUACCAGAAGCUUUGGAAGGACUCAUUGCACCAAAGGAAUAUGGAGAAACUUGUGGGAAUAUGACUCUGUGGACAAAUGAAUGAUGGACACCUCUGCUGUUUUCAAUGGAAAGCUUCUGUGAGAGUCAUCUCUCCUUCUUCAGAGCCGCCACAGAGCAUCAAGCUUGAUGGAUAUAGUAAAAGUGCAAUCUUAUAAACUCCUUGAAAUGGAGGAUCUCUGACAAACUAAACACUGGAUGUUUUUUUUGUAUGAACCACAAAUCCAGUUAAAGUGGACUGAUUCUGAUCAGAUUCCCAGAAAUUGACUGGUUUGAACACUUUGGACUUCUAACUCAACUACUGAAGGGUCCAUUAAUGGUGGACUAUGAUUUUACUAAGAAGUCAUAAUUGGGGUCUAAAUAUGGAGCUCAAGAUGAAACUGGAAUCAUGGAAAAUGGGAUUCCUACACUGGGAUGAUAACUGGAAACGAGAGUGUUCAGCUCAAGCAUCUAUGUCAAACAUUACUGUUAUCCUACAAUGUCUGAAUCUAACUUUAUCUAACACUGGAGUAGCCAUACACUGAUCAUACUACAUUGACUAGAGGAGUGCUCUACUGUGUACUGUAGCUUAAUGUACUGGAAAAUAUUGAUAACCUGCUCAUUUUGUACUACUGCCAGAUCCAAAUGGAAUACCAACCAAAUGCCUGCCUAGAAAACAUGCUAUGAUUAUCCACAUUAAAGCAAGUCUUAAAGACCUGGCUUCUAGAGAACGCUGUGAGCCAGUUAUAGCCAACACUGUAUGUAAAAAUGCUUCUAGAAAAUUAUUUCUGUGGAGGAGAUGAAAAACUUUAUUUCUUAACUUAUUUAAAAAAAAGGAGGAUGUCCUCCAGUUCUCAAGUGUAAUUAUUGUUGCAGACGUCUCAGACUAUAAUUAUUGGUUGUACAAUUGUUACUGUUAUGAAUGUUAUUUUUAAUAAAAAAUCAAAAUAUUCAACAAAUA